GUAGGAACUAAUAGUAUGGGCGCCGCGGUUUCUUCCGGACCAUUAAACCAGGCGCACUUCCUGCACUGCUGAAACAAGCAAACUCACUCUGCUGCAAGAGGAGACGAUUCAGGAUGUUCCUGACAAGAUCAGAAUAUGACAGGGGUGUGAACACUUUCUCUCCAGAAGGAAGACUUUUUCAAGUGGAGUAUGCCAUCGAAGCUAUCAAGUUGGGCUCGACAGCCAUCGGCAUUCAGACGUCAGAAGGAGUGUGUCUCGCUGUGGAGAAGAGAAUCACCUCUUCCCUGAUGGAGCCCAGCAGCAUCGAGAAGAUCGUAGAGAUCGACGCUCACAUCGGUUGCGCUAUGAGUGGCUUGAUCGCUGAUGCUAAAACACUUAUUGACAAAGCGAGAGUGGAAACACAGAAUCACUGGUUCACCUACAACGAGACGAUGACGGUAGAGAGCGUGACGCAGGCCGUGUCGAACCUGGCUCUGCAGUUCGGAGAGGAGGACGCAGACCCCGGCGCCAUGAGCCGUCCCUUUGGAGUUGCCUUACUCUUUGGAGGUGUGGAUGAAAAGGGACCCCAGCUGUACCACAUGGACCCGUCGGGGACGUUCGUGCAGUGCGAUGCCAGGGCGAUCGGGUCAGCAUCCGAGGGCGCCCAGAGCUCUCUGCAGGAAGUCUACCACAAGUCCAUGACGUUAAAAGAAGCCAUUAAGUCUUCCCUCACCAUCCUGAAGCAGGUUAUGGAGGAGAAGCUGAACGCUACUAACAUCGAGCUGGCUACAAUAGAGCCCAACAAGACGUUCCACAUGUACACAAAAGAGGAGCUGGAGGACGUCAUCAAGGACAUCUAGAGCAGUUCUGCGCAGGCCUGACUGAUGUUCUCUGAUGUUCUCUGUGCGGAUGGAUAACAGCGAACGUAACAGCAGCCUGGCUGCUUUUUUUCCAGCCCGGAGUCCACUCUUUAUACUGUUUUUUUUUUUCUUUUCCUCUGUCAAUUCAGGAUACACAAUUAUUUCUACAGUUCUGUACAUGCCACAGAACAUCAAUACUUGCAGUGGAGUGAAAAAAAGAAGGGGGCGGGGGGUAUGUUUUUUUGUUACAAAUCAAUGCGCUAAUAAAAUUGUAGUCAAGAAGAA
Pangasianodon hypophthalmus (striped catfish) is the source of this 1124-nucleotide messenger RNA. RefSeq names its product proteasome 20S subunit alpha 5 (gene psma5). The record is from RefSeq and is a predicted model, not a curated record. Gene Ontology annotation, biological process: proteasome-mediated ubiquitin-dependent protein catabolic process. The coding region runs from base 114 to 839 and encodes 241 amino acids. Lineage: Eukaryota; Metazoa; Chordata; Actinopteri; Siluriformes; Pangasiidae. The transcript is spliced from 10 exons. Gene Ontology annotation, cellular component: nucleus; proteasome core complex, alpha-subunit complex; proteasome core complex.